ACCCCAACGAAGCAAUCCGUUCUCGAAAUCGAAAGAAAAAGGAGAGCGGCGGCGGGUGGCGGCGGAAAGACGAGUUCCAGAGAGCCGUCUCCUGAGAUGGAAGCAGAGGCGGAGAUGGAAGCGGAGGCGAAGGGAAAAAGUAUCGGAGAGGGCGUCGAGCAAGCCGCGGGAACACAGAGGAUACGAGAUCGGGUUGCUGAGAUGGAAGGGAAGGUGAACGGAAAGAGUGCCGAAUCCGAAUCCAGGAAGGGCAUCGAGCAUGCUGCAAGGAGGAAGCACGAGAAGUCGUUAUUGGAGAUCAAGUCGGCGACGAAGAAGGUUGCCGCUGAGCUCAACCUCACGAGAAUAAAGCUGGAGACCAAAAUCAAAUUGGAUGAAAUUGAGGAAGCCAGAGAGACGGACGAGGCACCAAUCGAGGCUGUGAAGGGAGCCAUGGGGAGCGACGAGUUGCCGGAGAGGUUUUCCACUUCAGCAGAUACAAAAUUAGAGAUUGAGCAAGCCAAGAAGAUGGGAAAGGAAGGCGUGGAGAGGGAUGUGGUGGCAAAAUUGGAGAUUGAGGAAGCUGAGGGGAUGGAGGAGAAGAUGCAGACUGAACAGUUCUUUGAUAUCUACUGUCGCUCCUUGGAAUCAACUUUGUCCAGGAUGUUCAGCAGUCCCUGCAAAGAUGCGACAUCAUUGAGUCCUAUGCACUUCACACACAGUACAACGUAUCGCACCUCUUAUGCUGACUUCGCCACCAGCACUCUACAAAUAUACUCCAUCAAAGUCGCAGAAAUAAAGGGAAUUCCUGAGUUGAAGUGGCCACUGCGUGUGUAUGGCAUGAUUGCUGCCCGAGAUACCGUGGAUCACAAUCGCAACAUUCUCUUCUUGCGUCAAAGGAAUGUCUGCCAGAAACUCACUCCAGAGAAUCCUUUUUUGCAAUUGACUGGCCCGUCUCGUGCAAUUGCGGUCAUAGAUCCUGUUGAGUUUGACAUUAAACUGAAAGUAAAGGGCAGGAUGAAGUCAGAAGAUAGAGUGCUCAUGCAUCAGACCUUCAAGUACAGCUGUAAUGAGGCCAUUAUGUUGAAUGACUCCUGCAAAAUUGUGUUACGGUGUGCGAAAUUGGAGAAGACAGUGCAAGCAACUGUAGUCGGUGUCCGUGUUAUUAAUUGGAGAAAGAGGAAAUGGCCUUUUAGACAUGGUGGUCUAGUUAUUGCCAAGGCACAUUCUAAGCCCAAUAAACCUGAGAAUGAGGCUGUGCUUCUGGAUCAAGUGAUGGAUGACAGUUCAGAUGGUUACUUUGAAGGUGAAGUUAGCUGUGUUGGCGACAGAUCUUCGGAGCUGAAACAUGAAGAUGAGGUUGUGCUUCAAGGUCAAGUGACAGCUAACAAUUGGGAUGGUUGCCUUGAUCUGUCAAGGCAUGUUGUUUCUGUAGAGUUAGAUGGAAAGCUUGAAGUUAUCAUCCGUGCCCUUUCUUCAAAUGGUUUUGUUACUAAACAUGGCCAUGUCUUCUUCCCAGCCCAGGAAAGCAAAAUAAGUCGGGCCAUAUGUGAUCUUGCCUCCUACAAGGUGGAAGUAACUGUUGCUUGGUCCCUACUUGUUCGAGACAAGCAGUUUAUCUCAAGGGAGGAGUGUAUGGAUGACGUCCAGGCGUGAACUUUAUAUAAAUUAAAUACAGUUAGCCAUUUAAAGCUGUCCAACUCUAUCCAUUGUCUUUCCAGCUUUAUAUGUAAUGCUAUGUUAAACUAUUAGUGUAUUGGCUGUCAGUUAUUUUACUUAAAUUGUCUACUACAACCUCUGUUUUAAAAAUAUAAGAGUUUUGGCAUUCUAAUUUAAACUGCCAAAACAUCUUACAUUUAGGAACAGAGGUAAUGUUUACUAUUGACUGCAAAAUGUAAGUUUGACUUUUUUUUGGCCUCUCGAUGAUAUCUUGAGAGUUUAGCCAAUUAAUGUUUGGUUGGUACAGCAGAGUACCGUACAAUGUCACUAA
This is a messenger RNA of Hordeum vulgare subsp. vulgare (domesticated barley), 1969 nucleotides long. RefSeq lists its product as uncharacterized. Bases 97 to 1635 code for a protein of 512 amino acids. The transcript has 3 exons. NCBI's taxonomy places the organism in Eukaryota, Viridiplantae, Streptophyta, Magnoliopsida, Poales, Poaceae. The record is from RefSeq and is a predicted model, not a curated record.